AUGAGUGAUCCCAAGUAUGGUUACGCUUAUCCACCUCAAGGGCCUUAUCAAGGACCUCCUGUGAUGGCUCCUCCUCAAUAUUAUGCUGCUGCUCCACCACCAAAAAGAGAACCAGCUUUGCAGCAUUAUGUUGCUGCUGUCUCCUGGAUGAGUGUUGCUGCGACCCCUCCAUUUUAUUUGUUACCUGAUAAUACCAUGACCUUUAGUACAUAUUAA
Prunus armeniaca (apricot) is the source of this 216-nucleotide messenger RNA. The record is from the annotation of a GenBank genome assembly. Lineage: Eukaryota; Viridiplantae; Streptophyta; Magnoliopsida; Rosales; Rosaceae.